Messenger RNA from Westerdykella ornata, 690 nucleotides. RefSeq lists its product as uncharacterized. NCBI's taxonomy places the organism in Eukaryota, Fungi, Ascomycota, Dothideomycetes, Pleosporales, Sporormiaceae. The transcript has a single exon. Bases 108 to 560 code for a protein of 150 amino acids. The record is from RefSeq and is a predicted model, not a curated record.
AUGACAGUAUCAACGAUGAGACCAGAUGGCAAAAGUACAUUCAUUACAUAUAUCGUAGGGCUCUUGCGCUGCAUCGCGUAGCCCAUCCAUGCCCAACCAUCCAUGGCAUGCAUCAUGGAGGCAAACGGCAAGCAUCCACCUUAUGUCUGGAAACAUCAGAUCUCGCUCAGCUAGCUCGCUUGCAGGAACAACAACGCAAACGACGGCGCAAACCAUUCGGAAAUCACCACCCGCCAUCUUUCCAGGGGACGCAACGUUUGCACACCCGCUUCGCUUUUGGACCACAAACAAAGGAGAAGAAGGAAAAGAGAAGUCAUACUCGUCCACCGCCGGUUAAGCACGUGGAAGCAAGACUUGCUUCAGCUGGAGCGCCUCGAAAUGCAUCAUCGCGCAGUACUAUCCGCCCGCUGCGCUCGCAGAUCGAAACAGCGAAUAGACCCCGCGAGCCCGUGUAUAGAAGGAAGAAAAAGACCGGAAAGAGCUUUUGGGGUGGCGGGAACCGAAGAAGAUGUGAGGAGAUGUGGAACGAGGGUCAGAGCAUGGCUACCAUACGCCAGUAAGACACCCGAGGGUCAUUUGGAAGCGCCCGAGAAAUGAGUCGAAGGAGAAUAGUACAAUCGCAGCUUUUCGUUGCUUCGGUAACGUCGUGUAUCAAACAGAAAAGGACAUAACCUAGGAAAGCUUUGGAUG